Messenger RNA from Apis florea (little honeybee), 1698 nucleotides. Its product is annotated as odorant receptor 10. Gene Ontology annotation, molecular function: odorant binding; olfactory receptor activity. Gene Ontology annotation, cellular component: plasma membrane. Lineage: Eukaryota; Metazoa; Arthropoda; Insecta; Hymenoptera; Apidae. The record is from RefSeq and is a predicted model, not a curated record. Gene Ontology annotation, biological process: detection of chemical stimulus involved in sensory perception of smell; sensory perception of smell.
UUCACGAAUCAAUCAAUCGAUGGUUUCACCGUCAUUCUCCACGUCUCCAAUUCAUAAUACAUAGAUGAGAAAAACUUCAAGCGGGGAAAAAUUUCAAUCGGAACUAUCGGAAAGCAAACUUUUGUUCCCCUUUAUUGAAGAGAAUCGAAAAACCGGCGCAAGCGCCGCAUUCCUUUUCUCAGAACCUCGGAUCAAAGCUGGUUAGUUUGAAAGAGACGUUCAAACUCUAACGAUGGAAAAAUCAAAAAUCAACGGCAUAUCGUGCAUCAGAACAGAUCACGAUUAUAAGAGAAACGUGAAUCUGAGCAUUCAAUGGAGUCGCUGGAUUUUAAAACCGAUCGGCCUCUGGCCGAAUUCCUCCACCAUUUCAACGACAGGAAAAUAUCUUUAUCGAUUAAUAAAUGUAAUCUGCUACAGUCUGAUAAGUUUCCUCUCGAUACCAUGCAGUUUGUACGUGAUCCUCGAAGUGAAAGACAUCUACAACAGAAUAAAACUACUCGGUCCAUUGAGCUUCUGCAUGAUGGCGUUUCUAAAGUAUCACUUGUUAAUCCUACACGAAGAUAAUAUUCGCGAGUGCAUCAAACGUAUCGAAUGGGAUUGGAAGAACAUCACGUAUUCCAAAGACAGAGAAAUCAUGAUAACGAAUGCAAAUUUUGGAAGAAGGCUGGUCGUUAUUUGCACGUUUUUCAUGUACAGCGGUUUCGCCUUUUACUACAUCGCCGUGCCAAUUAGCGUUGGAAAAAUUCCUGCGGAUGAUGACAAUAUUACCUUCAUUCCCUUGGUGUUUCCCUUCUCGAGAUUUAUCAUCGACACUCGCUACAGUUUCACGAAUGAGAUCGUAUUUUCCAUUCAAUUGGUCGCCGGUGCUUUGAUGCAUACCAUAACGACUGCAGCUUGUAGCUUGGCUGCUAUAUUUGCGGUGCACGCUUGCGGCCAGAUGCAGGUGUUGUCGAAUUGGCUGAAACAUUUGAUAAACGGUCGGUCAGAUAUGUAUAAUAAUGUGGAAGGCAGAAUCGCAAGCAUCGUGAGUCAACAUGUUCGAAUAUUGAAAUUUUUAGCGCUUACAGAGAAGGCACUUCAACAAGUGUCAUUCGUGGAAUUUUUAGGUUGCAUGUUAAACAUAUGUCUCCUUGGAUAUUAUGUUAUUAUGGAAUGGAGUUCGAGUCAUUUAACCAGUGCAAUAACAUUUUUCAUACUGCUAAUAUCUCUUACGUUUAACAUUUUCAUAUUUUGUUACAUAGGCGAGUUGGUAGCCGAACAGGUUAGAAUAUUAUUAAUAAUUAAUAAAUUAAUCCUUUUUUUUUUUUUUUUGGCAAUAUAUUUUUUCCAGUGCAAGAAAAUUGGAGAAAUUUCAUAUAUGGUCGAUUGGUAUCGAUUAGAGGGAAACAAAAAGCUUUGUUUCGUUUUAAUAAUUGCAAUGUCUAAUUCAUCGAUUAAAUUGACUGCUGGAAAUAUGGUUGAAUUGUGUUUGACAACUUUUAGCGAUAUUGUUAAGACAGCAGUCGCAUUUUUGAACGUAUUGCGAACAUUAACAAUUUAAGGAUUUCUUUUAUGGCGAAUUGUUCGAUGAUAAAAUUUGCAAUUUUCAUAUCGAAUAAUAGAAAAAGUGUAGUUAUGUUUCUUUUAUAAAAAUAUGUUGUAUUAUAGAUGAAAUGAAAAAAUAAAAAUUUUUAUUUAAUCUAAUUAUUGAUAAUAUUU